UGGCGUGGUGCCUCCGCCCCCCUUUCUUGUUGCACGGCAACAACAAACACUUGCUCCUGCGGACCAGAUCCCCGGAGGAGUGGGUGCUGGGCGGAGCCAGAGCAGUUCUUGAAGUUCAAGGAGGCGGGGGAGACCUGAGCUCACGCUUGCUGAGACAGAAGUCACAGCAGGAUUAUGCCCCUCAGGGCAAGAGGAAGAGUUCAGAAACUGCCGCUGUAACCCAAGAACAAAGUUGCAUGCAGAGCCAACCUAAGAGCUUCAAAAUCGGGAUUCCUUACUGAGAAAGAUGUAUAACAUAAACCAGUCAACAGAUACCAAGGAAGCAGCAGCCAUCAAGGCUAGAAGAAAUCGAGAAAAAGAGCAACAAAACCGAUUCUUCAAUGUGCGGAACCGAGUCAUGGGGGUAGAUGUCCAGGCCCUGAACAACCAGGUGGGAGACCGAAAGCAUCGGGAAGCAGCAGAAAGAAGCAAGGAGGCAGCUUAUGGUACCAGCCAGGUGCAGUAUGAUGUGGUAGUCCAGAUGUUAGAGAAGGAAGAGGCAGAUCGAACACGUCGGCUGGCCAAGAAAGUCCAGGAGUUUCGGGAGCAGAAGCAGCAGCGCAAGAACGGGCGUGAAUUUAGUCUUUGGGAUCCAAGCCAAGUCUGGAAGGGGCUUCCAACCUAUCUUAGUUACAGUAAUACCUAUCCUGGUCCAGCCAGCCUGCAGUACUUCUCUGGGGAAGACCUAGACAGGGACACACGGCUGAGAAUGCAGCAGGGGCAGUUCAGGUGCAACUUGGAAAGGCAGCAGCAGGAGCAACAGCAAGCCAAGGUUGAUGAGAAUUGUGCAGAUGCGCUCAGUAACCAGCUGCGCCUCGCCAUGGACGCGCAGGCCACCCAUCUGGCCAGGCUGGAGGAGUCCUGUCGCGUGGCCAUGAUGUGUGCCAUGGCCAACGCCAACAAAGCGCAGGCAGCUGCGCAGGCUGGGCAUCAGCGCUGUGAGCGUCAGUGUGAACAGAAGGCCAACCUUGCAGAGAUCCAGCAUCAGAGCACGAGUGACCUACUGACUGAAAACCCCCAGGUCGCCCAACACCGUAUGGCUCCCUACUGGGUCCUGCCCUAUUGCUGGAAGGGCAUGACUCCACAGCAGCAAGCCAUCAGGAAAGAGCAGGAAGUACAAUGCUCUAAGAAGCAAGCACACCGUCAGGCUGAGAAAACAUUGGAUACUGAAUGGAAAAGCCAGACCAUGAGCUCAGCCCAGGCAGUGCUGGAGCUAGAAGAGCAGGAGAGGGAAUUGUGUGCUAUAUUUCGAAGGGGUCUAGGCUCCUUCAACCAGCAGCUGGCUAAUGAGCAAAAAGCCCAGCAGGAUUACCUGAAUUCAGUAAUCUACACCAAUCAACCUACAGCCCAGUAUCACUGGCAGUUUAACACCAGCAGCCACUAAGUUCAGGAUGUUUAUCUCUCCCUUCUCCUCCAUCAAGCUCACAGGUGGUUAGGAGUCAAAGAGAAAAAUGCUGCAUACUCCCACCUUCUAACCUAGGUAAUAAAGUUCUGCACUCAAAA
This is a messenger RNA of Nomascus leucogenys (northern white-cheeked gibbon), 1542 nucleotides long. NCBI's taxonomy places the organism in Eukaryota, Metazoa, Chordata, Mammalia, Primates, Hylobatidae. The record is from RefSeq and is a predicted model, not a curated record.